AUGGACACUCUCAAUGUCUUCGCGAAGCGCGACGAGCCAGAGAAGCCUAGCGAUGCCUCCAACUCGCUCUCUGGUCUCGUCUCGACUCUUGUGCCGACCCUGAUCAUCUCAGCGGUUAUGGUGCUGCUGUUCGUCAUCUUGCGCCGUAGCCAGCGCCGCCAGUACAUCCCCAGAACAUAUAUUGGAGCUCUUCGCGAGCAGGAGCGCACCCCGCCACCUGAACCGGGUUUCUUUGGAUGGCUCAAGUCCAUGUCAAAGCUGCCGGAUACCUAUGUCUUGCGCCACCAGUCUCUGGACGCCUACUUGUUGCUGCGCUACCUCAAGAUCGCGACCGCCAUCUGCUUCUUUGGAUGUUUUAUCACCUGGCCCGUGCUCUUCCCGGUCAACAUUACCGGUCAUGGAGGCCGUAAGCAGCUCGAUAUGCUUGCCAUUGGCAACGUCACCAACAAGAUUCCCGGUAACCUGAACCGGUUCUACGCCCACUGCUUCAUUGCAUGGAUUUUCGUCGGGUUUGUGUUCUGGAUGGUCACCCGUGAGCUGCUUUACUUUAUCAACUUGCGACAGGCUUACUUCAUGUCUCCGCUGUACGCUGAGCGCAUCUCCUCCAAGACCGUGCUCUUCACCUCCGUGCCGGCAGAGUACUGUGACGAGGCCAGGAUUCGCUCCAUGUAUGGAAACGACAAGGUCAAGAACGUCUGGCUCGUCACCGAUGUCAAGGAGCUCGAGAAACUGGUUGAGGAGCGUGACAAGGCCGCUUUCCGUCUCGAAGGCGCCGAGACCAAGCUCAUCAAGAUGGCCAACGUGGCCCGUGGCAAGGCUCUCCAGAAGGGAGCCGAGGUCGCCGACCCCGCUGCUGAAGGAAACAUUGGUGAAGCUGAGUCUGGCUCCGUCGCCGCUCGAUGGGUUAAGCCUUCGAAGAGACCAACUCACAGACUCCUCCCCAUCAUCGGCAGAAAGGUCGACACCAUCAACUGGACUCGCGAGGAAAUCGGACGUUUGACCCCUCUUAUCGAUGAAAUGCAGAACCGCCACAUCAACGGUGACGCAACACGCAUCUCGGCCGUUUUUGUGGAAUUCUACACCCAGAAUGAGGCGCAAGCCGCUUAUCAGAUGUUGGCCCAUAACCUACCACUACACAUGGCUCCUCGCUACAUUGGUCUCGGCCCAGAUGAAAUCAUCUGGUCCAACCUGCGCAUCAAAUGGUGGGAACUCAUCAUUCGUUACGCUGUCACCGUCUCUGCCGUCACUGCUCUCAUUAUCUUCUGGGCCAUCCCCGUUGCCGCUGUUGGUGCCAUCUCCAACAUCAACUUCCUUAUGGAGAAGGUUCCAUUCUUGAGAUUCAUCGGCCGUAUCCCACCUGUCAUCCUCGGUGUUGUGACUGCACUGCUCCCAACUAUCCUGCUCUCCGUCCUCAUGGCCCUGUUGCCAAUUGUUCUCCGACUCCUUGCUAAGCUCGGAGGAUGCCCCACAAAGGCUGCCGUCGAGUUGCGCACCCAGAACUUCUACUUUGGUUUCCAAGUCGUUCAGGUCUUUUUGGUUGUCACCCUCUCCUCUGCGGCUUCCAGCGCCGUCAGCGAUAUCAUCAAGAAUCCUACCUCGGCUCCUGGCUUGCUCGCCCGAAGCAUCCCAACCGUUUCCAACUUCUACAUCUCUUACAUUAUCCUUCAGGGUUUGACUUUCAGUGCUGGUGCCCUGCUCCAGAUCUCGGGCCUGAUCAUCUCUAAAAUUCUUGGUAUGAUUUUGGACAACACUCCGAGAAAGAUGUACACCCGCUGGUCCUCCCUUGCCGGUAUGGGAUGGGGUACCAUCUUGCCCGUUCUCACUAAUUUGGUCGUCAUUGCCAUCACCUACGGAGCUAUCGCCCCCUUGGUCCUUGGAUUCGGUGCCAUUGGCAUGUUCCUGUUCUAUUUCUCCUUCCGCUACAAUCUUUUGUAUGUCAACGACACCGAUAUUGACACCAAGGGUAUGAUCUAUCCACGCGCCCUCAAGCAGACUCUUGUUGGCUGCUACCUUCUCAUCAUCUGUUUGAUUGGUCUUUUCGCCAUCGGCACUGCUUCUGACAGGGCUGCCACUGGUCCCAUGGUUCUCAUGAUUAUCUUCUUGGUCUUCACCGUCCUUUACCAUGUUUCUCUGCUCAACGCUGUGAACCCACUUCUCAAGUACCUGCCAAAGAACCUCGAGGCAGUUGAAGAACAACACCAGGCUCUUCUCGCUCAGAACAACGGACAACAAGCUCCUGACUCCCGCAACGGUGAUGCCGAGAAGGCUGGCGGCCCCUCUGGCAAGAAGCCGAACAUGUUCGCCAAGUUCUUCGCACCACACAAGUAUGAGUCUUACGAACAGCUCCGCGAGCUCGUUCCCCACGGUGCGUUCGAUACCGACUAUCCCACCGAAGUGGAGAAAAACGCUUACUACCACCCAUCCAUCACCUCAACGGCGCCAUUACUCUGGAUUCCUCGUGAUGAAGCUGGUGUCUCUCGCCAAGAAGUCUUGCACACUAGCCGUUACAUUCCGAUCACCGAUGAUGACGCCACCAUGGACACUAAGGGCAAGAUUGCAUGGGACGAAGAGAGGGGCCUGCCUCCUAUUCAUGAAGAGAAGAUCUACUACUAG
This is a messenger RNA of Microsporum canis CBS 113480, 2613 nucleotides long. Its product is annotated as DUF221 domain-containing protein. The coding region runs from base 1 to 2613 and encodes 870 amino acids. Lineage: Eukaryota; Fungi; Ascomycota; Eurotiomycetes; Onygenales; Arthrodermataceae. Gene Ontology annotation, molecular function: calcium-activated cation channel activity. The record is from RefSeq and is a predicted model, not a curated record. Gene Ontology annotation, cellular component: plasma membrane. The transcript has 6 exons.